GGAGGCUGGGCGCCCGCCGGACCGCGCCGCUCGGGAGCCGGGCGAAAGGCAGCCCGGAGCCGCGCCGCCGCGGCUGCAUGGCGCUGUGAGAGCCGCCGCGGCCGGCGGAGGGAAGGCGCACCGACGGCUGCGGGGCGGCCGGCGAGGCGGCGGUCCCUGCCCGAGGGAACGGCCGAAGGCUGCAACUUGUGCACGGGGAUCUGCGCUUGGCCGCCGGUGUCGGAUACCCAAGUUUGGGGGCGUGCUUGCUUUUUUUUUUUUUCUUUUUUUUUUUUUUUCCGCUCCGUUCCGUUUUGCUUCCUCGCCCCCCCCCCCUCCCCCGAGCCCCACACGCGAGCGCCGCCGCCGAACCGAGAUCUGAUCCGCCAGGCUGCCCGCUCCGGCUCCGGACCGCUCCGAUGGAAAUACACUGACAUGGAGGUGUGAAUCAGCUGGGGGGUGUUUUUGUGAACGGCCGCCCCCUCCCAGAUGUCGUUCGCCAAAGGAUCGUGGAGCUUGCCCACCAAGGGGUCAGGCCGUGCGACAUCUCCAGGCAGCUCCGCGUCAGCCACGGCUGCGUCAGCAAAAUACUUGGCAGGUAUUAUGAAACCGGUAGUAUUAAGCCUGGAGUGAUUGGAGGAUCAAAACCAAAGGUCGCCACACCCAAAGUCGUCGAAAAAAUUGCAGAGUACAAACGCCAAAAUCCUACCAUGUUUGCCUGGGAGAUCAGGGAUAGACUUCUUGCUGAGAGAGUAUGUGAUAAUGACACCGUGCCCAGCGUCAGUUCAAUUAACAGGAUCAUACGAACAAAGGUGCAGCAGCCACCCAAUCAGCAAGUCCCAGCCUCCAGUCACAGCAUAGCCUCCACAGGGUCUGUCACCCAGGUGUCCUCUGUGAGUACAGACUCCGCCGGCUCGUCCUACUCCAUCAGCGGGAUUCUGGGGAUUGCCUCCCCCGGCACCGAGAGCAACAAGCGCAAACGAGAUGAAGCAGGCAGCCUUCUGGGACACAGCAAUACUCUUGGUGCUUUUAAGUGUGGCACAUCCUGUGGGUGGAAUGUGGCUGAGCCUUUAUUUUCUCCAGGUAUUCAGGAAUCUCCAGUACCAAAUGGCCAUUCUCUCCCGGGUAGAGACUUUCUUCGGAAACAGAUGCGAGGAGACCUUUUCACCCAGCAGCAGUUAGAAGUGUUGGAUCGAGUCUUCGAGAGGCAACAUUAUUCUGACAUUUUCACAACAACUGAGCCCAUCAAACCAGAGCAGUGGUGCUCCAUGCUGAUGAGACAGUACGUGGUACAACCGCAGGCAGUCAUUUUUCAGGCAACUGAAUACUCAGCCAUGGCAUCAUUAGCUGGUGGAUUGGAUGACAUGAAGGCCAAUAUAACCAGUCCUACUUCUGCAGAUUUAGGAGCAAGCGUUCCUGGACCUCAGUCAUAUCCUAUUGUAACAGCAAAACAUCCGAGGCUGCCUGUACAAUACAACAAAAUGGUAUUUCCAGGUCGUGAGCUGGCAAGCACAACCCUCCCAGGAUACCCUCCACAUGUCCCCCCUGCCGGACAGGGCAGCUACUCAGCUCCGGCGCUGACAGGAAUGGUGCCUGGGAGUGAGUUUUCUGGGAGCCCAUACAGCCAUCCACAAUAUUCAACGUACAAUGAUUCCUGGAGGUUUCCCAAUCCUGGACUCCUUGGCUCUCCAUACUACUACAGCGCUGCAGCCCGUGGAGCCGCCCCACCUGCAGCGGCUGCUGCCUAUGACCGCCACUGACCCUGGAGCCCGGAGCCCAAACACUUACAAAAAUAUACUGCCUGGGACAACUGCAUUGAGUCACCUUGCCACAACCAUGCAAGUCACCCUGCAAGGGAAGGAGAAAGUAUCUAGUAGGAACAAGCUAAUUGAAAUUUUACUCUUUAGACUUGGUGAACUUAAUAUUGUUGUUUUCUUAAUUCUGGAGGUGUUAUCUGGGUCUCAAACAAAAUGAAGAAACAGGAGGACAUGGUUCUCCUGACACUUUAUGUGGUCAUAAAAAUGCAGUAGUUUCAUGUCUUUUGCAGCCGGCUGGCUACUGCUUUAAUUGCCUGUGGGUGCCACGGCUGUAUCUGGGGAUAAGGAAGAGGCUUGAGCCUCCCUGCUUGGGGUGGCUUCCUCUUACUGCACACUGAAACAGGCUGUGAGACUCAACGCAAUUUUUAUUUUAUUUUAUUUUAUUUUUAAUUUUUGUUGCAAAGAAAGAUCAGUCUGCUCAAUUUUACACAAGCAGCACUGUAAAUAUUUGCUUGUUUGUAUUACUAUGAGUGACUUAGCAUAAGCAGCAACAUUGUACAAAUAUGAACUCAAAAUACAUCUGAAAAUGUGUUUUGAAACUGGUGCACUGAUUCAAAGAAUUCAGUAAGCUUUAAGCAACUUUGAACCAGGUUAACACUCAUUGUGGCUGUAUUUCAGGCUGAUAUUACUUCUGUGUACAGCAUCCUUUCUGACAGUGGUGUAUGAUCAUGCUAUAUGCUGGUAUCAAACCCAUGGGCAACAGAAAGACAUGGGCAAUUUUGUGACAGUUUAUUGCUUAAAAUUCAUUUAAGUCAUUUGUCAUCAUAACGAGCACUGAAACAAAUUAUCUGGUUUCAAGUUAAACAGCAUCCAAGAAGGAAUCAUAGUUGACACCUUUUGUACAUCUCAAUAGGUUGUAUGCUAAAAUCCAAUUAUGAACACUUUGAGAGGAAGGGGUAAAAUAAUUUUUGUGAAAUGUACAUGCGUAACAGGGUAUAUUGUGCACAAGGGCAGCCACAUGUGCUUCCUGAAGCAAACUGGUGAGGGGGGCACUCAUUUUGGGGGGUCUGUACAUUUAAGUGAAGGCAUCUCUCAAGUCAUUCUAAUAACAUGGAGGAGAGCAAUUUCAAAUUCAAGCCACUGCAGUCCAGACUGGUGUCAUGGAGAAUUUUGCCCUGUUAAUUCUGUGUUUCUCCCCCUCCUGCUCAAAGUGGGAGCACUGAUGGUGACAUUUUGUUCAAUGUUCACUGUUUCCUGGGGCUAAUGAAGAAAGCAGCUUACAGCUGAUCUGGUAAGCAACUACUCUGAUCACUGCUGUUCCCAGGGAACUGAGAAAAAUGCUGAUUUCUUCCUGCACUGUCCCCCUGCACCAGUCCCAGGUGCAGCUACCUUUAGUCAUGUAUUGGUAGAACGUAUGUGCCCAGCCCCUUCUAAAAGCAGUGGGAAAAACCCCUGGCCCUGCUGAGAUGAAGAUUUGACUGUAGCCUCUGGCAGUGUGAAGCUCCCACAGGCAGCCGUGCUUAUUUACACGGAUCCGCACAGGCACUGCGAGGGGAUCUUGCUGGUGUGUGCCUGUGUGUUUCCCAAAGUUGAAAAGGGGUUGUUGGUGUUGAACCUGAAAUACAGUCCCAUAUACAAUCAAGUAAAAACAUUUGCUUCUAGUUUUACAAGUAUUUAUUUGAAAUGGCAACUACUGAGUUAAUAUUUCUCCCUUUCCUUACUUCCUCCCCCCUACGCUGCACCUCGUCUCUUCUGCUGCACGUCUGGUAUCUUGACAUUAAUGGCCACAGAUCCAUUCAGAAAGAGUCUCUGUGUGCUCUCCCAGUUUUGGUGGCAUGUUUUUUAUGUGUUCUCAUGCUACAAAAAUGCAGCCACCACUUUCAAGUUUCCAGGUGAGAUGUGUUCAGAUCCUCAAAAGCCAUGAAUGGUCCCAUUGGUCCCAUUGGCUUAAAUGUUUCCAUCUAAUCCAGAAUUAAGUCCUGUGAGCAUGUGAAAAACUUUCCCAUGCAAAAAGACCUCCUUUUUAUUUUUCAACAGUUAAUAGUUGAUACACACACACACACACACACACACAUUUUCAAGAAAAAUAAAAGCAUGGGCAAAUCAUCUAUAUGGAAACCUUCUGAAGAUUUGCUUUGUGUCACCCUUUCUAAGCCAUCAUGACAUGCUGUGUGACUGUUUUGCACCCUGGUGGUAAAGCUGCAAAGGGGGUUUCUGCUCUUGGAUAGUGCUUGUGUGGGAGUCCUCACACUUGUUCUCAACUGAGUUGUGCACAUUGUGUGCAGGGGCACAUACUGAAUGCACCUGCCUUUUCUGUAAUCUUGGGAAGUGAAAAGGCUAUCUGACAAUAGCUGAAGAGAAAAGAAGUGAACAUUUGACAGCAUGACAUGAAGGUGUGGGUUAUGGCUCCAGAACAGAGGUGGGGAUGAGAUAUAAGAGCUACAGACACCACCUGGUCAGUGAUUAAGCUAGUCUUAAAGCUACUGUUUAUGUCUUUCACGUGAGGGAAGAGCAGCUCUUGUUGAUUACACGUGGGUGGUUUCACCAGCUCUGAAUACUACCUGAGAAACACCUUUUUUUUUUUUUCUUUUUUUUUUUUUUUUUCUCAAUAGUGGCAUGGCUUGUAUGACUUAAACUCAUUUUAACAUUCAGAAGACUAAACAUGAGACUUCAGCAGGUGUUACUAUGCUCAGGACAGAGACUCUUUUAGUUAGGGUAGGGACUUACAAGAGGCACAGUAGGUAUAUUUCAUCCUAAGGAUAUAUGCAUGCCCGUGGAUGAAAUGACCUAGAUGCUUAGGCUCAGACCUGGUUUGCCUUAAUGCUUUCAUCAAGAUCCCCUAAGGACUGGCCCUUGUCCGGAGUCAUUCUGCAGUGCAUGCUGGUGGGCUCUAUCCAGCGAGCCAGCGUGGGGGUGAAGGGCACACACGGUGCAGGUUCACAGGCCAUGUGCACGUCCCCUCCCUGCCUGUGUGCCCCUGGUUGCAGCUGCAGAGGUGAAACUACACCCACCCUUGCACACACACAGCUGAGAUCUGUGUCUGGCCCACCUUCCCAAAACAUUGCUGAGGCUGCCUGGCAAAUGUGGCCCACCUCUGCCUGCGAGGAUUGUUUCUCUGCAAGAAAGACAAAUAGGAUUUAGCCCAAUAAGUAUGCAUACUGUACUUCUAGAAAAGACACUUCUUGUCAGUAUUUUCUGUUUCCGGGGAUAUUAUGCCUGAUAUUUACAAACUCCUUUCUUCAGGAGGUCUUGACUUUCUGUCCAUAGUCUUCAUCACUGGAAAUCUUAUUCCUUGGGGAAUGUCUUUCACACUCAUGACUAGCAGAAAGUGGUCUUCCGAGGAUGACGGAAAGUUGCCUUCUGCAGCUCUUUUCCUUUGUGACCCUGGCAGGACUGGAGGAAUGCUGCCUGUCUCACUGGUGCACUGCCUCCCCUCACUCACCCUACCAAUCCCCCAGGGAUGUUUGGGUUUCAUUCAGCGCCACAGACUGCUGGACCUUCCUGUGAUGUAGCACUGCUUCACGGGGCUCAGCUUGGGUCAACGGAGAGCAGAUCAACAACGCUCAAACCCAAGGCAGAGGGGUGUGCACCUGUGCUGUUUGCAGCACAAAUGACCCAGGCACUGCUGGGGAUGUAUGUCAUCUCUAGCAGAUGUAUGCUCUGUAAAAAGACUGGCUGAAGAGACUGUUACAAAACUCUCAGUGCGUAGGCUCCUUUUUUAAUGUGCUGGCUGCAGUGGAGGCUGCUGAGUGAAGUGGCACCUGUAAGCAAGUGAGCAUUUGGUAUUGCAAAAAGGGAAGAAAACACAGUGAAUGCUGAUAUUAAUCUGCUAAGGCUGUUUCAGGUUUUCCAGAACAGUUUUGAGGGUCAUUGACACCCAUCUAAAAGCACUGGGGCUAUGGGCAUGUUAGGCCCUGUUUAUGUUUCACUCAGGCAGAAUGCCCUGUAGCACCAUGUAUCAGUACCAGCCUCUUGCAGAGAUCAGCCCCAUAAAGUGUCUUUAGGCAGUUUCACCACUGAGUUGUUUAAUGCAGCUAGAUGGAGGUUUUUUUUCAGUAGUGUGUGCUCCAGCAAUAAAUUUAUCAAGUACAUUUCCCAUACAGACAGGUCUACAAAUAAAGUCUGAGAGAUGGAGAGAGAGAAAAUGCUGACGUAAAACUAAAUCAACAGAGUCCAUGAGCUAGUGUUACAUGAACUGACUUGUUGAGGAAACUUUUAAUCAAAUGCUAUAAGAGUGUGACCAUAAGGAAAACACAAAAUGUUGUGGGCAUUGAAUUAGCUUAGCAUCGAUGUACAAAGUUUCAGCUAGAGAGGCAUUAUUGUAAGAUGGCUCCCACCGACUGCAGAGCUAAGCAUGUCUCAGGACCAGAUCCUUAGACUGAAGACUUUGAUAUCUAUUAAAUCAGAAGGCCAGAGAGUAAGUUUAUUCAGAGAUGCAGAGAUGUCAAAGUAAAGCUUUGAUUUGUGCUGGGACUGCAGGCUCAAGAAGCAGAGCCCAGGUGUUGUAAGCCUUUGUGAAGGAGAUAGCAAAGGAAGAAGCAGCACCGGGAGAAGAAAAAGAAAAAAGAGAGGAAAGAGACUAACUGAAAAGUGUUUUUUGGAAGAAAAGUGAAGUUGAACAGAAAACUGAUGGGGCAUUUGUGAUCCUUCCACUGUCCUUCUGCAGCUGAGCUCUCUCGCUGAUGCAGGGUACAAUGGCUGUGUGUCGUGGAGAGCAGAGAGAGGAUGGGUUCACUCACUUCAGGGGGUACUGGCAACCACUAGCUGUGCACAAGUGUUCUGCCAUACCCCUUCUUGACUGAUGGGAUUACAUUCCUUUUUUUCAUUUUCUUUAAUUUCUCUCUUCUACAAGUCCUUGAGCAUGAAGAAGAAUGGAAGCCAUGUUAUAAUGUUGCUUAUUGGCAAGCACAAAUAUCAAUAGCUCCAAAGCAUUAUGGCACAUAGACCAGUGUGUGGCUGGCAGCUGGAGCAGCUGCACAGCUUCAGUUAAGUGUCCUCACUGGAAUUGUAAUCUUUCCUGCAUGGUGCGUGCCCGUGUGUGUCACUAGGACACCUGAGGUCAUGGUCCUUGGCAGGAGCACAGUGUUAAGCCAACCCCCUUGUGACUCUGUCCCAGCAAAUGCUGGGAAAACCUGCUUUUCCUUCUGGAUUCACUGAGAGCUCUAGGGGGCCAGCAGCUCCUGGGUGCUGUCUUGUGAAAAGCGGCAGCCCUGUGUGGGGCUGCCCACAGGCAGGCAGUGCCAGGCUGGGCUGCUUGCACCGACAUGGGCCCUGAGCACACAUCCCAAGUCACAGCCUAAGAUCACUCUGCACUGAAGGCAGAGAGCAAAGUGGUAGCAAAAGGCUCAAGACUUUGGCCAGGGACCUGCUCUGCACUGCUGUGCCCCUCAGACAGAAACUCACUCUUAUUUCAGACAUGUUACAGCAGCAUGAGAAAUUGGAAACAUUCAAAAGGAUUAGAAUCUGGUUAAUAUUGCUUUUCUGGUGGAGCUAAUAAGACUUGGUGAGCAAAUACUGAGUGGAAAGCACCGUAUACAGGUGCUUGGUGCCAGCAUUGCUCAUUUCAGCAUUGCAGGUGACUUAGUUGUCAGCUGUAGCUGUGAUCUCUGCUUACUAGUCCUGAGAAAGGACAAACUUAAUUAAAAAGCUUCAGAGUAAGAGCCAGACUGCUUUGCAUGAUGCAAUCUCAGCACUGUAGUGUGUGUGCGUGCCUGUGUGUAGAGAUUUAUGUGCACACCUGUGUGCAUUUGUAGGCACGCUUGAAUCUCCCAGUCUGUGGGGAAUUGUUAUGGGACAGACCUGAAGCCUGCUGAUAGCCUUUCCACUCAACUCGUGACCACGCUAUUAAACUUGUGUGUCCAGAGUUUCCUACUCUGCCUUGUAAAAUGAGAUAGAAAAUGACCAGUGGGCAUUUAGAUCUUUCUUUUGCUUCAUUCAGCCUUGUAUUGCAAAAAAACUGUCCUGGUUUUUCACUUUCUAGUGGCCUUUGUACAUUCUGAAAUUACAGAAACUCAUUUCAUUGCAAAUGGGAUUUAUUUCCAAAAAUAAAAAAAAAGAAAAGAAAAGAAAAGAAAAAAAAAGAACAGUUUUUUUUUUUUUUUUCUGUUUCUUUUUUCUUUUUCUUUUUGUUCUUUCUUUCUUUCUUUCUUUCUUUCUUUCUUUUUGCUUCUUGGAAACAAACUACUUUCUAUUAGGAACUUCUAGCAACAAAGAAAUACAUAUCUAUUGUAUCCACCAAAGUCUGCAAUGCCUGCAUUGAAGCUUACUUCUUAUAAGAGAGGGGAAAAAAGAGGGAGAGAAAAAAAGCCUCCUUUCCUUGAAAAAUACAUACAAGCAGAAAAAAAAAAAAAAAAAAAACUUUCAAGAAAACUCAUAAAAAUAACUGUUGAAUUGCCUUUGAAAGUAGGGGAUAACAUCUGUUGCAAAACAGAUGAAAAAUUGCUUCUUAAAAUGUGUAUGUUUUGUAUUCUUUUUUUCUAGUAGGAAAAGAACAGACUUGAAAUUUUGGUGUUUUUUCCUUAGUGCUGUGUGUUGCUUUUGUGUGUUAUAAUAUUUGAAUGUAAUUACAGCAGUGCCAAUUUGCCAAAGAUGUUGAACAUUAUUUUGGGGUUUUUGUUUUGCAUUUUAUUUUGGGGAGCAAAAUGGGAGGUGGGUUGGGGAGUGGGGGUGCUAAGGUGUGGUUCAUAGGGGAUGGGCCUUUUGAAUUUUUUUUGAUCCUUUUUUUUCCCAAUUCUUUUUCUUGUCAAAACUGAAAUUUGUGAUUUUAUUCUAAGUUAAAUGGUUGACUGCAACACUUUUUAUUUUUAGAUUAGUUGACGAAACAUGCAAUAAGAUUGGCGUAGUUCAAUAUCUGUGUGUCUUUUCAUGAGAGUGACUGUUACUUGUGGACAUUUGAUUUAUGUAACCUUUAUGUGAGAUAAUUAUUUGUAAAUAUCUACCAUAAUUUUAUUGGUUCCUAAAAUAAAAGUAAUUUUUUUAAGUUCCAAAA
Molecule: messenger RNA, 8724 nt
Organism: Anas platyrhynchos (mallard)
Lineage: Eukaryota; Metazoa; Chordata; Aves; Anseriformes; Anatidae
Source: RefSeq, a predicted model, not a curated record